GAGGUUUGACAUAAUUGACAAUGACAAUCAAAAAUGUCGAGUAAAAUUUGUUGAUCUACAGUUUUAGUCAUAAUUAGAUUUAUUCUUAUUAUUUAAGUAUUAAUUUUUUUUACAAAAUAGGUCAAAUAAAGAUGAGUAAUCACCACAAUGGUGCUAGAACUGGAGAAACCGAACAAAUGGCACAAUCUCAAUGUCUGAAAGUAUUUAUUCAAAGAGAUUAUAGUGAAGGAACUCUUGUAAAAUUUCAAAAUAGAUUUCCUCAAGAACUGGAAGGAAGACUGGAGAGGCAAGCAUUUGAGACCACAGUAAACAGACUGAAUGCUUUUUUUGCUGAAGCUGAAAAGGCUACUUGCUCUACAUAUUGUGAAGGAUGUCUAGCAUGUUUAACUGCAUAUUUAAUAUAUAUUUGUAAAGAAACACAUUAUGAAAAGUGUUUGAAGAAGGUAUCUAAAUAUAUAGCUGAACAAAAUGAAAGAGUAUAUGAACCUAGAGGACUUAAAUUGACUGAUCCAAGCUUAAGAGGAUUAAGAGUACUUGAAAUCAGCUGUCUAGAUCGUCCGCCUAAUGCAUGACUCACGUUAUCCCACUCCACGCAGGAGUUUUUCAUGUGAAACUUGAAAUAUUCCAAAACAAUUUUUGGUAUACAUUAUUAUCAUUGGUAGUAGCAAAAAAUAUUCUGCCAAAGUGGUGUAAGACUGGUAAAUGCCAAACAGGCUAACUUUUUUAUAUUUAUACAAUUUUUGUCAAAAUUUUGUUUUGGGAGGUGUUGGAAGAAACAUUUUCUAUUGUUCUGCACCAUUUUAAUUGUUAUUGAUGUAGGAAUUUAAAAUAUGUUUAAGAAACUGUUGAGCUCUUGAAAAUUUCAAUUCGCAUUCAUCAUAUCUUUUUUUUGUGUUGAAAUUUGAAAAUAUUUGUCUAAAUAUGUAUUAAUCUCACCAGUUUCUUCUCUAGUUUUUUUUUAUAAGCGAGUUUUCAUUGUUGUGAAAAUCUCAUUUUAAUUUUUUCAAUAUGACUUUUAGAUUUUAACCUUAGGACUUUAUAACAUUUGGUAUAUAUGUCACUAAGCAUAAAUAAAAGUAUUCCAAAAUUAUGAAAUUUUUACAAAACUUAUUAGACAAAAAUAAUCAGGUUUACUUAAUCCUAGCAGUAAUGUAUAUCGGGAUGAAUAGAUCCUGGUAGUACUCAAUAGCAAACAAAAAUAUAAUUAUCAAAGGCUUAUAAUAUUUUAUUCAAAUCUAAAUUAUUAAUAUGGAGUAGAACACUCGAUAUAAAGUGAUACUAGGGUCAUUGUAAAAUCCGUUACAAAAAAUCAUGAUAAUAAAUCUAGAUUUUUUGAAAAAAUUAAUUAUGUUUAACCCUAUAGUGUGCAUUUUUGCAAAUCUGAUACACCAUUCUAUUAUAUAACCUAAUUUGAGUCUGACCCAUAUAAACUCGUUAAAACGAUUCGAGUUCAUAAAAAAAUGCAUGCAUUUCAAUGACAAUUUUGAUCAAAAUAAUACAGAACUAGAUCACCUACAUAAAUUAUGCCCUGUCAUUGACCAACUGAUUAAAAAAUUUCAAAGCAUUACAUUAGAAGAAAACUUUCAAUGGAUGAACAUGAUUAUAUGAAACAAUAUAUGCCUGCUAAAAUGGGGCUACAAACUUUUUAUUUUAUGUGGAGCUAGUAGAUAUUCAUAUAACUUUGAAAUUUAUACUGGUACACAAAAUGACAAAAAUCAUCGCCGUUUAGAAGAACCUGAUCUAGGUGCAAGUGCCAACGUGGUCGUUAAGUUAACCAAAAUUGUCCCACAAGCAUAGAACUUUAUUCAUAUUUUUAUUUAUUAUAUUUAUAUUUUUAUUUAUUAUAUUUAUAAUCUAAUUUCACAACUACUACACGUCUCUGCCUUUACUACACUAUCUCGCUAGGUAGUAUUAGACUUAAUUGUAUUCCAAACUGCAAAAAACAUAGACCGUGGGAUAUCUGUUGAAUAUGUUUGUGAUCUUGAAGGUAUGGAAAUAUUAUCCGUUUCCUGGAAAGAUAAUAAAAGUGUUUGUUUGCUAUCAACUUAUUCUGGAGAGUUACCAAAAGGAAAAAUUGAUCGAUAUGACAGAAAAGCAAAGUUUGGUCUCAGUGUAGUUCAAGACUAUAACCUCCAUAUGGGGUGCGUCGUUACAAAAUCAAAAUAAAAUCUAAAAAGUGGUAUAUGAGGUGUUCUACCAUCUUGACAUGGCAGCUGUAAAUUCUUGGUUGCUUCACUGAAGAUUCCUUGCACGAAAGUAUAUGAAACUUACAGAUUUUAGGUCUGAGAUUGCAUAUUAUUUGUAUAAUGUCACUUUUAACCAUAUAGUGAAAAGGGGUAGGCCAUCGGAUCUUGAAAAAGAAAUACAGUAAAAAAAUAAAAGGUUAACAAUAAUAUCCCACGUUGCUCCAAAAGAUGUAAGGCUGGAUGGCAAAUCACAUUGGCCAUUGUACAGAAACGGAAGGCAGAGAUUCGAGUUUCUCAAAUGUACUUUUUUUACUUAUAUACAAUGUUCCAAAUGCAGAUCUCAUUUUUGUCUCAAUAAAAAGAAUAAUUGCUUCCAGUAGUUCCACGAUACUGAGUAUGUGUCAUAUCUGGUACAAUUUAUUUUUUUUUAAAUACACUUUUUUUAUAAGUCUAUAAUUUUUUUACUCUUUUUGGUAGUUAAAUCGCCCGCCAAAGCACCAGAAAAUAUAUUUUUCAGUUCACUAGAAAAAAUAGCGCACUAUAGGGUUAAUAUAAACGUAAAGGUAUUCAUGUUAUGUGGAUAACAAAGAAUGCAAUGUUGCGUUUGGCUGCGAUUUUUAUUUUCAGAUUUUUAGAGGAUUUACUAGAUCUGGGGACAAAAAAAUAACAACUUUGAUAUCAUAAUAUAUUUGCUAGUAGUUAAACAACAAAGAUAUUUCAUUUUUCUUUUUAAUCUAUAUUAAAUAAGUCUUUGUUCUCAUAUUUCACAUGCAAAAUCACAGUAUUGUUUAUUGUUACUUUGUAUGUUUUAUGAAAUAAUUUUUCACCUCAAAUUAUUUGAGUUGAAUGAAAUUAUAAUAAUAUAACUAAGUUGUUGUUCUUAAAUAAAAGUAGUAUAUAAAUGACAUAAAAUAAAUGAUUAAGUACUAGCUUUUUUCAAAAAAUUUGACUAUACUCUCAAAAUUGAGAACAUAAAAGUAACAAAACUUGUAGGAACAGUAACGUAGUUAUAUUUAUAUAAUUAAUUUAUAAACUUUAAUAAUAAAACUUUCUUUUUUUAUAAUAAUUAGACUUCAAAACUUGAAAAAAACAGGCACGCUUUAACUGAGAUCAAAAAAAUUAGCUUUUAUUUUAUUUUUCAAAUAUUUCUAAAGGAAUAGGGAAAUGGUAAUAUACCCUUUUACCCUUAAUUACUUUUUUAAGUUCGAAAACAAUUCUUAGUAAGCUUUCGUAUUGUUCAUAAGAUACAUUGUUUUUGACCAAUUUAAAUGUUUUUCCGGUAUCAUGAAUAGACUUCAAGAAAACUAUUUUCACUUCUCCCUAUUCCUCUACUUUACUUUUUCAAAGUAAAUAUAUCCGUUUCUCAAACUGUAAAUUUUUACUGGAACCUAGACCCCUUCUUUGAUUUUACUUGGAUGAAUAUUUUCCCUUUCAGGGAUACUUGGUUUUGUGAACUACCAAAAUGAUGUGCUUGUAUCUCUUCCUGCAGCUUACAAUUGUAAUUCUCUAUAUUUCUAUACGUUGUUGAAAUAUCCACAAAAAAGUACGUAUCUUCUCCAAACGAGGUCUGAACCGUUACUAAAUUCAAGCAAACACCUGUUAGAAGCCCGACCGGCGCGAUUCCAGGUGAUAUAUCUGAGCGGCGGCGUUGUCGAAUAUUUUACAAAAUACAAAGUUUUGUCUCAAGUGACUCGACCUGAUGGUAAAUACGGGUAUUAUCUCUUUACUAUAUAAUUUAUUUUUUGAAAUUAGCUUGGUAGAUAUAUAUCCCCUAAAAAUUGAAAGGGCUGAACUUCUAGUAAAGGAAUAUUUGUACAUUAUAUAUAGUAUUCAGCCUAUCAAUAAAGGAUCCUUCAUUAAACUGUAGGUCCCUUCUAUCUGUAAUAGUAGUUCGGUCAAUUUAGACAUUCAAAGUUACAUAAAUUCCCACCAAGCUAGAAAUUAGUAAAAUUGUUCAAAAUAUAAUUAAAAAUGAAAUUUGAAAGUUCUCGUGUAUGAAUAAAAAUUUAUUCAAGCUCACAGUAAAAAAAAAUGAGUUUUUAACAAAACGUUAAGUUUUAUCAUAAAAAUACCUUAGGCAAAAAUUGUAGAUCAUAAAAUUAUCUAGAAAAAACGUAUUGAUACUUUUUUUCUGUGAGUCACCGUUUCUGAGAUAUAAAGAUUCACGAAGUUGUAUAAAUUAUAAUCGUCAUAAUAUGCAUGAGUACGCUACGUAUAUACAUCUCUAGAGUUGUAAUAUAUGUUGAAAUAUUUUUCUAUAGAUCAUUGUAACUUAUACUUAAAAUAUAAAAUAUAGUCUAAGCUCUCCCCUCUCCCCUCUCUUUAAGUCAUUCUAUCAGAUCAGUGAAAUAUAUACUUUUUAGCAUGUGAUUUAACUCACCCUACCUUAAUAUAACGCGCUCAAGAAUUUCUGUCGAUCAAUCUUCGUCAACUAAUCUGAUUUUUGACACACCUGUGUUCGGAAAAAUCCGCGAAUGGGUGCGAAGAACAUUCCAAUACUCCCUGUCAUUGCGACAGUUCCUCAUCCUAAUUCGCGUUACAGUUUCGCGCGUUAAGUCUUUCCGCUCCCCUGAGUUUUCUGGGAAGUCUUAUCUUUUUAUUAAGAGUUAGCCUGUUAGCUAUAUACUUUUGUCUUCUUGGUCUGGACGUCUUAAUGUGUGUGUAUUUUCGCUGCCUUGAGUAAACCUUUUCAAACCUUCGGCAAGAAAAGAUCUAAUCCAAGUGAUCCUUCUUUACAGUUGUCCCCGAUGUAUAACUCAGGACCUGCGUAUUAAAAGCGCAGUUACUAUGUCAGGAAGUGUCCUUUUAUGGAGCCUGAUUUAUUUAUGGCCUUAUAUAUAGGUCUCAUAUUUAAAUCGGUUUUUUUAACGGGCGUAAUUCCAAGAAAGUAAUCUUUCGGAAAACUAAAAAAAAUUUGUUUAACCCUGCUGUUUUUCGUGUUUUUUCCGCAAAUUUCUCUUGCACUCGCCCUUUUUAUGAUUGUAUUUGCUUUCAGAAAUGUAGAAGGGUAAGUUAGGCAUAAAAAUAAACAUAGACAUUUUUUUGCGUAAAAAAGUAUCAAUUAGUAUAGUCAUACCUACAUAAUAAAAAAAAAUUAUUCUCUAAUCAGUUACCUACAUUUUCCCAAUAUCACAAAGUACUAAUUCUCUUAUAACAAACCGCAGUAUAAAAGUUAGUUGGUACAUAUAUGUCAUGUAAUUAUGGAAAAUAAUACAAACAUACAAUUAUCUUAGUGUAAAACAUUAUCAAUAAGUAGUCAUACCUAAAUAAGAAAAGUUUAUUUUCUAACCAGCUACCUAC
This is a messenger RNA of Diorhabda sublineata, 5486 nucleotides long. Its product is annotated as golgin subfamily A member 7. Gene Ontology annotation, biological process: protein targeting to membrane; peptidyl-L-cysteine S-palmitoylation. Lineage: Eukaryota; Metazoa; Arthropoda; Insecta; Coleoptera; Chrysomelidae. The record is from RefSeq and is a predicted model, not a curated record. Bases 132 to 572 code for a protein of 146 amino acids. The transcript is spliced from 3 exons. Gene Ontology annotation, cellular component: palmitoyltransferase complex.